Molecule: messenger RNA, 1359 nt
Organism: Papaver somniferum (opium poppy)
Lineage: Eukaryota; Viridiplantae; Streptophyta; Magnoliopsida; Ranunculales; Papaveraceae
Product: myosin heavy chain, embryonic smooth muscle isoform-like
Exons: 5
Coding region: 1-1359 (452 amino acids)
Source: RefSeq, a predicted model, not a curated record
AUGGCCAUUGCUGAUGGGUAUCAGUAUGGUUUCCCUCAGCAGCGGAUGCUUGAGAUGAUGAGGAGCGAACAUUGUAACCACACUAUGUAUCAGUUUUUUAAGGAGAAAUCCCUCAAGUUGGAAGCCAAGCUUUGUCAUAGGGAAGAAGAAGUGUCCUCCGCCGAGGCUGUUAUCUCUGCUAAAGAUAAAGAGAUACUUGAACUAAAUAAUCGGUUGAAAGGAAAAGAGAAGCUUGGAGCCAAAAAGGAGAAGCUUUGUGUUGAACUUGCUUUGGUUCGUAGUGAGUUGGAGAAGGCCGGUAACAAUGUUUCGUCUUCAAAAGUGGGUGAUGUCAGAGAGUUAACAUGGCUUAGAAGUGAAAGGACUCGUCAAGUUUCUCGAAUUCAGGAAUUAGUAAUGAAGAUUAAAGGUGAAGCUGAGAAGUGGAACGCCCGAGCUGAUGAACAUAACGAAUUGGCAGCGCGACAUCGAGAAAGGCGGGAACAUAUGGUCGAUAUGCAGAAUAAAUAUAACUCUGACCGCUGCUUAUUUAACGGUGCUUUAUUGUGGACUCGAGAAAAUCUUCGUGAGGCCCAUGAGAAUAUUUCUCGCUUGGAAGCUAAGGUAGCAGGCUUGGAAGAAGAGUUGCAUCAAGCUCGAUCCUCCCACGAUCCUAAAGUCCAGGACUAUAUACAACGACUUGUUCGUGAGAGAGAUGAUGCCAUAGCUGAGGAUUUUGCCCUUAGUAAUUCUUUGACCGCUUCUCGGGCUCAUGUUGCUCGGUUAGUGGAUUAUGAGAAGGAUCUUGAAGUUAAUAUGUACAAGCUUUCUGAGGGUAUAGAAAACAUAAAUAAUAAAGUUGAUCUUAUUCGUCAUUUAGACUCCAUGAAACAGGAGUAUGUAUUUAUCGACGAAGCUCGGGAUGCUGUAAUUAAUGAGUAUGAGAUAGCUUCGACUAGAGUCGAAGAGCUCGAGGGAAAGCUUCUCGCUGCAAAUGAAAAACCUGAAAAGGCUCAAUCUUCCUUAAUGCAGCAGGAGAUCCAGACCACGUAUUACAAGGGUUUUGCAGGGUCUCAGGAUGAAGCGGCAAAGGAGGCGGGAAAAGAAGUAACUCGACUGUCAUCUCUGUUAUCACAGGCUGAACUGAAGAAAACCAUAAUUGCCUAUAAGGAUCGUUUCCAGCUUACCAAAGAGAUCAAUAAAACUUUAACCAGGAUCGAGCAUGAUCUUCAGGCAGAACAUAGCAUCGUCAAGAAUUACCCUCGCCGCCCUAUACCUGAGCCAUUAACUUACUCUUCGGGUCCUUCUUCGGGCGGAAGCGUGCCUUCGUCGCAGAAGAAAAAUCCAACUGAUCACGUUGAAUCAUCCAAAGGAAAGUAG